AAAAAAAUAAAAAUAAACAUGGAAGUAUAUCACGUCAGUCGUGCAACAAUUGCAUUAAAUAUUAAUAAAAUUGAGCUAUAAAUGUGGGGUAACGAGUCCAACCUCGUCCGACUAUUUCAACCCCCCACCCUUAUAACAGAAAACAACCUCCCCAUUUUCCUCUACUUCCAUAACAAACUUACUUACUCAUCAAGCCUCACUCACUCUACUCUCCACACCACAUUCUCAACUAUGUCUUGAAUUCAAACAUAACUAAUGGCCAAGUCUAAACCUUCCAAAUGGUUCAACAAACUCUUCCGCCGCCGUAAAACUCUCUCUCCUCCCUCUCCCACCACCACUACCACCACCACCACAACCACAGAAUCCAACUUCUACGGCGUAGAUAAUAUCGCCAUAGAUGCCAACAAGCAUGCAAUAGCAGUGGCGGCCGCUACGGCAGCCGUAGCCGAGGCCGCUCUGGCCGCGGCACAUGCGGCUGCCGAGGUCGUCCGCCUUACUUCUAAUGCCCCCCCCUCCCCUUCUCCGCUACCAGGACAUGUCAGCAGCAGGAGGUGGUCCUUGGAGCAUUUUGCUGCUGUUAAGAUUCAGUCCGUCUUUCGAGGCUAUCUGGCAAGGAAGGCUCUGAAAGCACUUAAGGGGUUGGUUAAACUUCAAGCUCUUGUGAGAGGCCACUUUGUUCGAAAACAAAGCACAGCCAUGCUCCGACGUUUGCAAGCCUUGGUUCGAGUCCAGGAUCGAGCUCGAGUUAAUCGUGUACAGAACUUAGAUUCACCAAAUUAUGACACAGAGAAUUCAAGAAGUUACAAAGUCUAUCAAAAGAGCGAAAAACUCGAAGAUUCACCUGUCAUCAAGAGAUGUGGUUCCAUAACAAGCAACAGAGAAGCAAGGAGCAAGGAGAGUAAAGUUUCAGGUACAAAUUGGGUAGAUAAUUGGGUAGAAGCUGGAUCUUCAAUCAACAGCCAUAGCUCGAUUAAGAUCCCUUGUGCUGAUGAUGAAAAGAGCGACAAAAUCCUUGAAGUAGAUAGCUGGAAGCCUCACUCAGUGCCCAAAAAAACAAGAAACAAAUCAUUCCAAGAGCCAAGGCAACACAUUUUGGUACAAGACUACCACAACCGGAGAUUUGCAGCAUCGGAUUACCUAGCAAGGUCUUACCUAACUGAUGUUUGUAAGCCUCAUGCAAGCCCAAUAGCUGAUGACGAUGUUGCUUCUUUGAAGUCCUUACAAUACCCCCCAGAAGCGUGCAUGGAUAAGAGUAGCCCACCCGAUCAAUCACUAUCAUUUGCUCCUCGAGGAUUUGGUAGUAGUAGAAGAAGUCCGAAGACCCCUUUGAGGCAUGAAUAUUCGAGUAGAAGAAGCUUAUGGAAUGGUACAUACGGGAGUUUUGGAAGUCCUAGCUACAUGGCUAACACGGAAUCAUCUCGAGCAAAGAAGGUUCGGUCUAGGUCUCAGAGUGUGCCUAAGCAAAGAGAGGAUUUUGUUGAUAUUCCUGAGAAGCGUAGUUCAAUCAAGAGGUCUCUUCACGCAUUUUGGCAGUCAAAGACUUCAUCAAAAAAGACCUUGGAUGAUCCAUUUGCUAACUUGUGAAGAUAAAAAAAGACGCUACGCUAAGCUUAAUACUAACCUAAACUGGUUGGUUAGUUCUCUGAGUUUAGGAUUUGUAACUAUGUUAAUGGUUUAUAGUCUAUGCUUACUUUAAGUUAGUACUGAAUUAGUAUAGUCAUAGUUAUGUUUUAGUGUCCAAACAUGAUUUUGUGGGUGUUUACUGAUGUUUUGUCAAAAAAUCAUGCUUGGACAGAUUGCUUGAUAUAUAGAAUGGAAUGAACUCUAGCAAUCUUGUAUUUAUCUUUCUUUUUAGAACUCUUCUGAAAUAUCAUAAUUUAGUUAUUGCUAAAAAAAAAUAGUCGCUAUUUGGCCCCAACGGCUUAUUUUGUUCCUA
This is a messenger RNA of Beta vulgaris subsp. vulgaris (sugar beet), 1936 nucleotides long. Its product is annotated as protein IQ-DOMAIN 23. The record is from RefSeq and is a predicted model, not a curated record. Gene Ontology annotation, molecular function: protein binding. The coding region runs from base 256 to 1584 and encodes 442 amino acids. The transcript has 4 exons. NCBI's taxonomy places the organism in Eukaryota, Viridiplantae, Streptophyta, Magnoliopsida, Caryophyllales, Amaranthaceae.